AUGGGGGACUAUCUGGAUCAAGCGCGGGCUCGGCCGGAGGCGGUGGCGCCGCCGACGGCGAAGGCUGAUGAAGCCAGUUCUUCUUAUCGUUCUGAAGAAAUUUCCGUCAAGAUCGAGGAAGAUGCCCCUGUGGAUAGUAGCGGCAGAGCCGGUGCCCCGGAUCCGCUCCCUAAUUGCGACGGCAGCGUCAACUCUUCCGGGAGCCACAGAGCGGUUUUUCCUAGAGUAAGUACUUUACCGCCGGAAAUUCUGAACUCUGGGAAGUUAGAGCCGCCUGCGGGCCUGGAAAGAUCAAGGACUGAGAGGCAAAGGCGUAAUAAUAUCCUUGCUGAAGAGGCUGCGCAAAUUUUUGAUGACCGAAUCUCUAUGCAGCAGAAGCUCAAAUUGUUGAACAGAAUUGCUACCGUUAAAGAUGAUGGCACUGUAGAAUUCGAAGUUCCAUUAGAUGUUGAACCUCCCGUUAUUGGCGUUGGAACGGAAAAUGUACGUAAUGUGGUUGAUGAAGAGCCUCUUGAUGCUACAGAGCUGCAGGAUAUUCCUCCAUUGCAGAUUGUAAUGCUUAUUGUUGGAACUCGUGGAGAUGUGCAGCCAUUUGUUGCAAUUGGAAAGCGACUGCAGGAUUAUGGACAUCGUGUAAGAUUGGCUACCCAUUCCAAUUUUAAAGAGUUUGUCUUGACAUCUGGAUUGGAAUUCUAUCCCCUCGGAGGGGAUCCAAAAGUCCUUGCAGGAUAUAUGGUUAAAAACAAGGGGUUCUUGCCUUCUGGGCCCUCGGAAAUACCUAUACAAAGAAACCAAAUAAAAGAAAUUAUAUAUUCAUUGCUUCCAGCAUGCAAAGAGCCUGACAUUGACUCUGGAAUUCCUUUCAAGGCAGAUGCAAUUAUUGCUAAUCCUCCAGCAUAUGGGCAUACACAUGUUGCUGAGGCGUUGAAAGUACCCAUUCAUAUAUUUUUUACAAUGCCAUGGACGCCUACAAGUGAAUUUCCCCACCCGUUGUCUCGUGUUAAGCAAUCAGCUGGAUAUAGAUUAUCGUAUCAGAUUGUUGACUCCUUGAUUUGGCUAGGAAUAAGAGACAUGAUAAAUGAUCUUAGGAAAAAAAAGCUGAAGCUGCGGCCAGUCACAUAUUUGAGUGGUUCUCAAGGGUCUGAGUCCGAUAUUCCACAUGGAUAUAUUUGGAGUCCUCACCUUGUUCCAAAACCCAAAGAUUGGGGACCCAAGGUUGACGUUGUUGGAUUUUGCUUCCUUGAUCUUGCGUCAAAUUAUGAACCACCUGAGUCACUUGUAAACUGGCUUAAAGUUGGUCCGAAGCCUAUUUAUAUAGGGUUUGGCAGUCUUCCUGUUCAAGAGCCUGAGAAAAUGACGCAAAUAAUUGUUGAAGCUUUACAAAUAACUAAACAAAGGGGAAUUAUUAACAAAGGCUGGGGUGGCCUUGGUAACUUGGCAGAAGAAAAGGAUUUUGUAUACCUGCUAGAUAACUGUCCCCAUGACUGGCUUUUUUUGCAGUGUGCUGCUGUGGUGCACCAUGGCGGUGCUGGAACAACAGCUGCCGGUCUUAAAGCUGCGUGCCCGACAACUAUAGUCCCCUUUUUUGGUGACCAACCUUUCUGGGGAGAAAGAGUACAUGCCAGAGGUGUAGGCCCUCCACCUAUUCCGGUGGACGAUUUUUCUCUUCAAAAGUUGGUCAAUGCAAUUAGAGUUAUGCUAGACCCCGAGGUGAAGGAGCGUGUGGUACAACUUGCAAAGGCGAUGGAGAAUGAAGAUGGGGUUACAGGAGCAGUGAAUGCAUUCUUUAAACAUCUCCCUCGUAAAAAGGUAGAGCCUGAUUUUGAACCUACGACGUCUCACUUCUUCUCCAUUCGGAGAUGCUUUGGCUGUUCCUAG
Messenger RNA from Striga hermonthica, 1878 nucleotides. Lineage: Eukaryota; Viridiplantae; Streptophyta; Magnoliopsida; Lamiales; Orobanchaceae. The record is from the annotation of a GenBank genome assembly.